This is a messenger RNA of Phanerochaete carnosa HHB-10118-sp, 619 nucleotides long. RefSeq lists its product as uncharacterized. NCBI's taxonomy places the organism in Eukaryota, Fungi, Basidiomycota, Agaricomycetes, Polyporales, Phanerochaetaceae. Bases 1 to 441 code for a protein of 146 amino acids. The transcript has 4 exons. The record is from RefSeq and is a predicted model, not a curated record.
AUGGCGAAAGAUCACCACUACUACCAUGGAAAACGUUCAUACUCGUUCUAUCCACAGGAUGUGAACGAAUUGGUUGAGUUUCGCGCACGUCAGAGGACGUUUGACGGUGCUUAUGGAAGGAGCGCUUUGGGUGCGCUCGGAUAUGCCCUGACUGCGCUACGCUUGUUUGACAAGCGGUUCUACAACAUCGGGAUCUUGUACACCGUCCUGUCCGGCCUAAUAUUCGUGGUCGCGUUUCUGCGACAGAGGCACUCGCUCCACGACUUUGCAGACAGCUACUGGGCGCAUCCUUCUUUCGCAAAUCCGAUACGCACUGUUGGUCAGUCAGGCAAACGAGUGUUUGGGAGACCGUUUGUCACGGCGGGACGGAUCGUCGUUUCCCUCGCAGUUGUGGUCGCCGCGGUGGAAAUUGGUCUUUUGGUUCUGAUUUUUCAGGUGUGACCCUGGAUGCUGUGGCCUGUCCUGCGCGGAAUCGUCUGCUUUCUGCGCCCGACGCUCACUCAUGUUUCUCAUGCUUGUCCACCAUCUCCAUUACAUACUCAUAGAUUUACUUCGGCUAGUUUUGUCAAUGCAUGUGCGCCAUUUAAAAUGCGCGGUACUGCCCUUAGCUGUACGACUU